AUGGCCUACCCUAUCCAGUGGUUGGACUCGACCUUCAACUCACGCGCAAGGGCAGAAGAACUCCUCCGGCCCGACCUCGAGUCGGGUCUCAUAACCCCGCACGACUACCAGCUAGCCACUACGUUCCUGCCUGGCUCCCACCGAUAUUGGCCAGUCUUAUGUGUUCUCCCUCGCGGGGAGCGCAGGCGCGGGAGCGUACCAACGCUUCUACCGCAGACCGCCCGCGUCACUGAACCGCACAACACUCUUCGCUACUGCGGGGGCUUUCUAGGCGCGGUAUGGGGCCAGUUCCGCCGUGCAGACACCCAUGCGACUUUCGCCAAACUCCUGGACGACCCGGUCGCGUUCAGCCAGGCACUCGAGAACGUGAACCGGAGGACGGGCGGUGUGAGGCCUCUGGGGUGGACGCUCCAGCGAGCGAGAGAAGUCGCACAACGGGAGGAGAUGCACGGCAACUCCGCGGCACCUUCUGACGAUAGUUGGGCCCGGAGCCUGUCAUGGGAGAUCAGCCAACAGCUCCUCCGACCUCGGCCAGUCGGCCUCCACCACCGACUGAGACGCUAA
Fomitopsis serialis is the source of this 564-nucleotide messenger RNA. RefSeq lists its product as uncharacterized. Lineage: Eukaryota; Fungi; Basidiomycota; Agaricomycetes; Polyporales; Fomitopsidaceae. The transcript is spliced from 3 exons. Bases 1 to 564 code for a protein of 187 amino acids. The record is from RefSeq and is a predicted model, not a curated record.